AUGAGCUCGGACCACUCGCGACCGUCAAUAUCGCAUCCCCUUGCUCGGCAUCGCUCUCAUGGUCCGCCCAUACCGGAAGUAGCGCAUCUCAGCUCUCCUCCGCCCCGCCCAACAUCACCACCUCCUCGUGGAUAUCGAAACAAGCCGUCCAUCUUUGCCCUGAUGAGACGGUCUGCCGGUACUCUAGACUCGGUCUACUCGGCGGCAGACACGGAUGAGGGGAUAUCAGAAACGGCUGGAAAGGAGAAGGGUAAGGGCAAGGAUAGAUGGAGCAAACGAGCGAGCAGGAAAGCCCCGCCACCACCGCCAAGGGAGAGAGGGGAAUCAGAGGAGCUGGAUUGGGAGCGGAUCAAGACACUCCCCAGGGUCAGACUAGUACCUCCAGAGGACGAAGGUGAACCCGUUAUGCUUUACCCCAUUCCCCAUCCAUCUUCCCUGGUACCUCCACGGGUCCGACCACAAUCGCCCCCUUCGCUCCUCGCUGCGACAGUCGCCGCGACCCUCGUCAUCACAGACCCGACCGAGAUCUCACCACCCACUUCUCGUAGUCCACCGGUCUCACCGCCAAGGGGAGUCGCCAUGAACUCGCUAGCACACGCCACCUUUGUGUCGCAGGAGCACGGUCACUGGAUCGGCAUGUCGGACAAGUUCAUGCUUCCCCCGCCAGUUUUCACCCGAGGUCCCGCCGCAUCCGGUCGACCGGCGGCUACGAGAGGAAUCAUCAUGCCCAAGACCAGGCGGCAGCUCGAGGCGGAUAUCGGGAAGCGGAUGAGCAAGGUGGAGCAGCGGAAGCGAGACAGUCUGGAGCUGGAACGGUUCACUCUCUUACUGCCGCUGGAGGAGGCAGCGCAGAGUCCGCCAAAUGUCAUGAUGCCGCCUGUCUCUGAAAGAGAGGGCGGAAGGGCGGAAGAAGAGGAUGAGGAUCUGCCCCUGGCUGUCGUCCGGGACAGGUCUCGACCAUCGUCACCACCACACCGGCGGAUGUUCGAACCGAUGAUGGCUAUACACACGGUCGCGCCUUUCGACCUGGAAAUAUCGCAUGAGGCCGAGACGAGCCCGGAAGCUGUCCUCGGGCCAGCCUUCGAGCUAAAGCCACUACCGUCGAGAAUAACCAGCCGAGCGGACUCGUACUCCGCUUCGCCCCCUCCACCCCUGGUGGUGCACUACCAGCCGCCCCCUGCACAUCCUCUCGGCCUUCCCACACCCCCUCCUCCACCUCCACAAGCGGCCAUCAGCCAUCCCGUACCUCCCGUGACCCGUCCAAAACGGUCCAAAUCGCUCACCGCGGUCCUGUCGCGCUCGUCAUCGGACGAUGGGCCUUCCACCUCAUCCGCAGCUCCACCUCCCAUGCCACCGCUCAAACGGCAAAAGUCACUCAAAAAGCUCUUCUUCUCGUCAAAUGAAGCUGCUCCGCCCAUGCCCAGCGCACCGGACCUGCCAGCGAGCCCGCGGAACGUCAAGCGGGGCUCGGUCGACUUCCGGCAGGAGGUACCGGAGGCAAGCACGUCGAAGAAGGGGAAGCUGUCUCGUGCCAAGUCCAAGCCGUCCCUCCGGAUCGAGGUCAAACCUGCGCCAUUCGCCGGACUCGAAGGCGGAUCCAGCACUCCUGCUCUCGGCACCGCGUCCAGCUCAGGCUAUAGCGAGGCGUAUCCCACUACGCCCAGCUCCAUCGCUCAGCCGCCAAAGGGCCCACAGUCGGCGGGCGGUAUCCGCGGCUUGUCCAAGCGGUUCUCGUUGAGCAAUAUGAGCGGGGCGUUCCGGAAGAAGUCGUCUAUAUCGGGGAUGAUACCCCUGCCUUCCGAGGCGGAGGUGCCGAUGGUACCGCAGCUGCCGGCGGUGUAUCGGAAGACCCCUGCCGUUGAAAGCAAGGGGAAGGGGAAGCAGAGGGAGGUGGAAGAGGAGGAUACAGUGGCGGUGGCAGAGUAUGAGAGACAAAGGCGUCGGUCAUUCGAGCUGCCAAGGGAACCCGUCUCUGUCCCCAUGGCGGGCGUCGAGGAGCAGAGCGAGGCGGACUCUGCCGACGAGUACGAAUUUGAGCUUCCGCUGGCAGGACCAUCCCGCGCUUCCUCAGACAUCGGCCAUUCGGACACGGUCACCAACCUCCUCGGUCUGUCCACCCUCGGUACGGAGCCGUUCGACAUCCUCGACUCGGACUAUGAGUUCCCACCCACCUGUCCUGCCCCUCCACCAUCAUCCGACGGAGGUGCACACGACUCAUAUGCUCCCCACUCGUCCAGCUCGGCCGCAGAUCCGGACACCAUCGAGGCACAAACCUUGGCGCCACAUGACAAACGGCGGGACUCCGAGGCAUCCUCCAUAUCCAGCUGCGGCUCGCUCGACGACGACGAGCAACCGUCUAUCGUCCAUGCCCAACUCAUGCAUGUGUCGCCCACUACAAGACGGAAUCCAGGUGUAUCGCUACAGGAGUUCCUGGGGAUGGCACCUCUUCCCCAGACGGGCGUGCUCAUUGCAACACCCAAGGUCCGCAGGCGGUCCGUUGAGGGGGUCAUCAUGGGUCCCCUCCUUAUUCCCGACACGCCGACGACGCCAACGGAGGUGAAGGGGGCUACGGCGGAGAAGGCGGAGGAGGUCAAGGCGAAGGCUGAGAAGGUCAAGCGGCCAGCAUCGGGAAGUCCGCUCGUCAUCGAUCUGCGUGGCCAGUAUCUUCGGGGUAUCGGUCCUUCCGGCUCGCGAGGCGCCCAACAGCUUCUCCAGCAGAGUGCUCCGGUGUCGCCAUCAACCCCUUUGUCGGCAGGAACCAUCUUGCCUGCGACCUCACCGCUAUCAGCGCUGUCGGUGCUGGCGCCUCCAGCCCCUAUACACUCCCCUCCCCCUGUCGCCGUCAUACCCGUCGAGCCAGCCCAGGAGGCAGUACCGGAAGACACGGACGACUCGCAUUCCGAGGCGUCCUCGUCCGACCAGGAGAAGGAGGGCGUGCCUGCCACUCCGCUGUACGAGGAGCCAGAGCACGAUCUGUCGGGAGGGGCGCCGCGGGAGCCGGUCAUCCAGGACCCCGAGGAACACCCCGGGGACACCAGCCUCUCCAGCUCGGUCGACAGCGGGCUCGUCAUCGUCGAGACCCCUCUUCCCCCAUCUCCUACCCUGGUCCCUGUCGAUAUGUCGGGCCGGAACAAUGGCGCCUCGUCCAGAGCCUCGACACCCAGGUCCCGCUUCACCACGCCGGAAGCGCUCCUCCGGCUCCUCACUUCCCCCUUGGGCUCGUCCCGCCUCUCCAGGACCAGCGCCACUCCUGGGUCGAACGCCUCGGGCAAGAGCAAGAAGUCUCUCACACCAUCUGCUAUCCCAAUAUCGGCGGAGCUGGAGGGGCUGCCAAUACCAAGGCAAGGAGGCGGCGAGGUGAACUGGUCGGCGUUGUUGGCGGGGACGCAGUUGGGGAGUCUGCACUUUGAUGAUUUGGGGCUGGACCUGAGCUUUGGGGAUGCGGAUGCGGAGGGGAUCGCUGUAGCUAUCUGA
Molecule: messenger RNA, 3474 nt
Organism: Dioszegia hungarica
Lineage: Eukaryota; Fungi; Basidiomycota; Tremellomycetes; Tremellales; Bulleribasidiaceae
Exons: 2
Coding region: 1-3474 (1157 amino acids)
Source: RefSeq, a predicted model, not a curated record